CUACCCGUCUUCAUCGGCGGCACGGCGGCUGGGAGGAAUGGCGGCGGGGCCGGCUCCCUCGUCAAAGAUGGCGGCGUGGUACUCCCUCAGCCGCUGCAGGUAGUGGGCCUUCAUUUCCUCCGGGCUCAAGCCGAAGGGGGCCGGGGGCGGAAUCGGCAUCCCAUCGUCGAAAUCGUCCUCGGUGAGGACGGGGCGGACUGACAAAGAGGGAACACACACACACACCAGACCAUUGCCAGCUGUGUCCUGUGUCCUGUGUGUGAGUGUGUGUCUGGGCCUUACCUAUGGCGGGCGACAGGUUGAGCCAGGAGGCCGGUGUGGAUGGUGGCGGCGUCUGGGGCCUGCUCUCCACUGCACACACCACACAAGAAGGAACACGUGCAGACGUGUGUGAGGGUAGGUGGUUCUUCGUCACGCGUGUGUGAUUCGUGUGGGUCUGACCGUGAGUGCUGGUCGCGCGCCCCCUGCCAACCCCUGGCUGAGUCGUCGUCAUCGGCUCGUCCAGACGCAGCACCAGAUGCAGUUUGCUGUCCUUCUUGAUCUUAUAGUCCGACAGAAAUCGAUAGAUAUAGGCUGCAGGUAGCGAUGACUCCUGAGAGAGACGAGAAGCAGAAAGAAAACCAAAGUGUCUCUCUUUCUCUGUCUGUCUCCCAUCUGCUGCUCACCCGUCUUAACGUUCGACAGAUUCCAUCCAUACGCACCAGUCAAGCAGGGGACCAUCGGAUAUGAAAUGUAGGCAACGAUGCCCACCCUCCUCUGCACCUCCGCCCCCUGCACCACAACACACAAUGAACCACAUGCCAACGCAUCCAAUCCCCCCCCAGCGGCCAUGCACUGUGUCUCAGACCCUCUCCCCUCCAUCAUACCCGUCGCGGUCUUGACAGAGACCCGCAUGGUCCUCACGUGAGUGCUCUUGUGCUGUGCUGCUGGUGGCGGUGGGAGGGGCUUGCCCCUCGGCGGCAUGGAGGUGCGGUGGUGGCUUGGUGGGAUUGGGGCGGGGCCGGCUCCUUCGUCGAAGAUGGCGGCGUGGUACUCGUUGAGCCGCUGCAGGUAGUGCUCCUGCUGUACAUCCUCGAGGCUCAAACCAAACGGUGCGGGGGGCGGGAUGGGCAUCCCAUCGUCGAAAUCGUCCUCGUUGAGGACGGGGCGGCCUGACAAAGAGGGAACACACACACACCAGACCAUUGCCAGCUGUGUCCUGUCCUGUGUGUGAGCGUGUGUCUGGGCCUUACCUGUGGGCGACAGGUUGAGCCAGGAGGCCGGUGUGUGUGGUGGCGGCGUCUGGGGCCUGCUCUCCACUGCACAUACCACACAAGAAGGAACACGUGCAGACGUGUGUGAGGGUAGGGGGCUCUUCGUCACGUGUGUGUGAUCCGUGUGGGUCUGACCGUGAGUGCUGCUCCGCCCCAUUCCCACCCCUGGCUGUGUCGGCCCCAUCGGCUCGUCCAGACGCAGCUUCAGGUGCAGGGUCGACUCCGUCUUGAUCUUGUAGUCCGACAAGGUGCGUCCAUCCUUGAGUGGCUUGUCUGUACCACACACACACACAGAGAGACACAGACACAGACACACGUGUGCCAAAAUGUCAGGGAGAUGUGUGUGCGGUGUCUGCGGUAGGUGCGUACCACAGUAGAUGAGGCACGUCUGGUAGGGCGAUGGGCCCUCCUUGUCCUGGAUCUUGGCCUUGACCUUCUCGAUGGUGUCAAGGGGCUCCACAUCCAACGUAAUGGUCCGGCCUGCACCAUAGCACACCACACCACACAGAUAGAUGUGCGUGUGUGCAAGUCCGGCUGGCCACCUCACGUGUGUUGUCCGACGUACCAGUGAUGGUGACAACGAAGAUCUGCAUGCCUUUUUUCCAACGCAUCCCGAGGUGGAGGGUCGACUCCUUCUGGAUGUUGUAGUCCGAUAGGGUGCGGUCGUCCUCCAACUCCCUGCCUGCACACACACAGAGAGAACCUGCAACACACGUGUGUGAUUCGUGUGGGUCUGACCUGAGUCAUCCCUCACUCCGACACCCGGCUGCAACGUGUUGGUCGGGCCUGCACACACCACAACACACCAGGUGAGCGACACCUGAGUUGUUCCUUUCUGUGUACGAGACUGUGUGUGGCUUCUGUGUGUCAUACCUGCCAGGGGCCGCAGCAGGUGCAGUGUGCUCUCCCUCCUGAUCUGCGGCCGUCCUUCAACUCCUUGUCUGCACCACACACGCAUACGCAGACAAGCGACAAAAUGUCAGGGAGAUGUGUGUGCGGUGUCUGCGGUAGGUGCGUACCAAAGUAGAUGAGGUGCUGCUGGUAUGGCGAGCUGCACGUGACGGGUGUCAUAUUGUCGGGUGUGUGCGGUGGGGGCGUACCUGCUGCAGAGACGAGCCGCUGCACGUCGGCGAAGAUGCCCUCCUUGUCCUGGAUCUUCUUGCCCUUGACGCUGUUGAUGGCCUCGGUGAACUGCACACUCCAACGCAAUGGUCUUGACUGUAUCGCAACACAAAUGAAUGGUUCAACAGGGCUUUUCUUCUCGUGGCGAGAUGAUGUCUUGAAUGCCCCGCCUCCGAAGGGCGUCACGGUCCCUAGCGCAUUGAGUCGGAAUUGCCAUUCCCCGCUGUCCUCCGAGGGCUGAGCACACGAAAACGACGGAACGAUUGUGGCCUGUACUGUCGUAAACAGGCUCUGGGACUCACCUGAGUGGUAUCCAAGUGCCAUGCGGCUCAUGCCGACUUUAAGGCGUGCGAAGAAGGCACUUCACGG
This is a messenger RNA of Vitrella brassicaformis, 2744 nucleotides long. The record is from the annotation of a GenBank genome assembly. NCBI's taxonomy places the organism in Eukaryota, Vitrellaceae.